AUGUUAUAUAGUUACUUCCUCAAGAAGAAAAAUAAAAAACAGUAACAACAUCCCUAUUGAAGGUGUGUAAAGAAUGUUUGCCCUCUGUGCUGCAGUUUUAAGGAGAGAGAAACCCUGCCAGAAAUUAGGAUUAGAGCUGGUAGUGAGCUAGGAUAUCUCCAGUGGUGGGGGACAGCUAGAAUAUGGGAUUUUGCAAAUGCUGAGAGAUUCUAAAGACUGAAACAUCAAGGUGUUGUCCUCAGAGUCCGGAAGGAGGAAAUGCAGCAAGCCCUACCCUUUUACCUUUGCUAUGAAAUUUUUAUAGCACAAAUACUGAGACUGAAGUGAAACAACCUUUCCAUUUGGAGCAAAAACCCUUCAAGGACACUUCAGGACAGGAUCAUGAUAGUUGUACCCUCUCGUCUGGUGGUGUGGCUGCUUCAGCUCACAAUGCUACAAGGUGCUGUUAGCUCCCAAGCAGACUGUGGGCAGCCAGUGAUCAAUCCACGAAUUGUUGGAGGGGAAUCAGCUCCUGAUGGCGCAUGGCCGUGGCAGGUCAGCAUCUAUGAAGACAGCGGGCAUGUAUGUGGGGGCUCCCUCAUCGCCAGUCAGUGGGUGCUCUCCGCUGCUCACUGCUUUCAAAAAGAAAAUGAAAAGGAAUUGCUGCUGGGUGCAUAUCAGCUCUCAAACCCCUCACCCAACAUGAAGAUGCUACAGAUACAACAGGUUAUCCCCCACCCGGACUACAAGGGCUAUGAUGGCUCUAUGGGCGACAUCGCUUUAGUGAAGCUGGCCUCCCCAGUGAAUUUCACAGACUACAUUCUUCCUAUCUGUCUGCCAGAUGCCUCUACCCAGUUCCCUUCAGAUUCUUACUGCUGGGUCACUGGGUGGGGAAAAAUUAAUGAAAACGAUGUCUUGCAGUCUCCAAAGACUCUUCAAGAACUGCAGGUGCCCCUCAUAGGCCGAGACACAUGCAAUAAUCUCUUUAACAUGGACCCAAGUGACGACAUAGGCACAGAUCCUAUCAAGUCAGAUAUGAUCUGUGCUGGUUACCCAGAUGGUGGAAAGGAUGCCUGCUUUGGUGACUCUGGUGGACCUCUGGCUUGCAAACUCAGUGGGAUUUGGAACCUGGCUGGGGUUGUGAGUUGGGGAGAUGGCUGUGCCAAGAGCAACCGUGCUGGUGUCUACACGUCGGUGCCUUACUACGCUGAUUGGAUCCAAGAAACAAUGAAUGAUGGACCAAACAACACCCCUACUAUGACAUUGUUCUUGAUCUCUCUUGCAAUAGGCCUCUUGUGAGAUACCCAACUCUGUGUCUUCAGUCUGUCAGCUAAAUGUAUGGAUUACACUUAAACAUUUCUUCAUUGAAAGAAAAGAAUUCCUGGGAACCUUUUCCCUGCUUUCUUCUGAUAAUUUAGGUUAAUUUACAAUACCCAUUUAAAUAGUUUCAAAGUGAUUUGAUAGUGAUUUCACUAUAGUGACUUACUCCAACCAACCACUCAAAAAUAAAUGACUGACACAGAGUGUAUGUUGGAGUUCAAUGCAAGAACAAAGACACUGGCUUAUGAGAAACAACAUAAGUGUGCUUUAUUAUUGGAAAUCUAUCCAAUAAUAGUAUGCUGGGGGGGAGAUGGUGGAAGAAAAUUGGCUGCAGAAAUGAUGACAUCCCUCAAGGUCCUUUCACAUUACACAGUUACAUCACUGUGCUUCUACCUUAACUACUGUGACAACUUCCAGUGGAAUCUUUGGGUUUGCAGUUUAGUGCUGGGUAUUACAAAUCACAGCAAGAGAGCUGAAUCGAUAAACAGGAGGAAAAGGACCAGGUUGCCUUAAAUAUCUAACUCUAUCACAACUGUCCUGAUAAGCUUUCUUGGUUGUGUAAAGUAUGGUGGCUCUGUUCAAAAUGGCAACACUUCCUUUAAAGAUUAUCUGAACAAUGUAUGCUGCAGCCCUCCAGAAUGACUCAAAAUGUCCAUGUGCAGAUGUCUAAAUCCCAAUAUGCAUCAACUUUGUUUCAAAUAAUCCUAGGGCCUCUAAUGUAUAGUUUGAUUCCAAACCUUUUAAAGUUUCACUCAGCUUGAAGUCUUUCAUGGCUGAGGCUUGUUUACAACUAUUUUCUUUGUGCUUUUAAAAAAUGGGAUUCUGUAUGGUAUAAUAAUGUCAGUGUUGGACUUGGACUUUGGAAAGUCCAACACAUUCCUGCUCAGCCAUGGAAACCCAUUCAGUGAUCUUGAACAAGUAGGAAAUGGCAAGCCUGAUCUAGAUAAAUCUUAUCAAGAAAUGCCUAAGAUGGAUUCACUCAUGUUGGUUUUGUAAAUUCAUUUCGGUUAUUAUUUCUAGUGAUUUUAAAGAUUGUUAUUUGUUAUAUUGUUCAAAAUUUAAUCUUUGUUUAUUAUUGUUUUGUGACCUUUCAUUAUUUGUUUUAGAUAUAUUUUUGUUGUUUUCCAAAACAAAUGGGAAGUAAUGCAGCUCUUUAGUGACCUUACUUAUUUGAAGAAAGAGAUAAGUGAAUAGCACAAAAUCCAUGCCAAAAUGUCUUUGAAGAUUAAAAAAAAAAAUAAGAGGAACAUUUGACUUGGGAUAUCAAUAAAGUGAUUUCAUUCUCA
Molecule: messenger RNA, 2585 nt
Organism: Anolis carolinensis (green anole)
Lineage: Eukaryota; Metazoa; Chordata; Lepidosauria; Squamata; Anolidae
Product: prostasin
Exons: 6
Coding region: 382-1278 (298 amino acids)
Biological process (GO): proteolysis
Molecular function (GO): serine-type endopeptidase activity
Source: RefSeq, a predicted model, not a curated record